UAAGAACCGGGUUUUUUUCUGGAAAGCAGCUCACUUUCUCUUUAGCAAAACCCUAACGAAGCGUGCAAAGUUACAGAGCGUAGUCUUCUUCCAUCUUCCGAACCGACCGUUACUACCUCCUUCUUCUUCUUCUUACGCUGCUGAGAGAAGAUGCAGAGUGAGGAGUCUCACGAGCUUGCGAAUGAAGUAUCCACCAAGGAGGAGAGUAAGGAAACAAUGAAGAGUCAAAAGGCGGAUAGAAAGAAAAAGAAGCUGAAAGAGAAGCUGCUCAAGGAAGCUACUAAGGCUGUCAAUCGAGGAGUCUGCUACUUGAGCCGCAUCCCGCCACACAUGGAUCACGUUAGACUUCGCCAGAUCCUCUCUCAGUUUGGUGAAAUUGAUAGGAUUUAUCUUGCACCUGAAGAUCCUGAAGCACAAGUUCACCGUAAGAAGGCUGGUGGAUUUCGUGGCCAACUGUUUUCUGAAGGGUGGGUUGAGUUUGCUAAGAAAAGCAUAGCUAAGAGAGUCGCAGAUAUGCUUAAUGGAGAACAAAUAGGGGGAAAGAAGAAGUCAGCUAUAUACUAUGAUAUUUGGAACAUCAAGUACUUGUCCAAAUUCAAAUGGGAUGAUCUCACCGAUGAAAUUGCAUACAAAAGUGCAAUAAGGGAACAGAAACUGAAUAUGGUAUUGUCUGCUGCUAAGAGAGAGAAGGACUUUUAUCUCUCUAAAGUGGAGAAGUCUCGUGCCAUGACCGAGAUCGAUGAACGAAUGAAGAAGAAGCGAAAGAUACAGGAAGAAUCAGGCAGCAACGCUGAACCAGCACAAGUCUUCCCGCCUAGGGUGGUUCGUCAGUUUAGACAGAAGACAGCAAUCAAAAAUGAGGUGUCUCAGAGCAAACCUGGACUCUCCACAGAUGUCCUAGCAUCGGUUUUCGGCGGUUCUUAAAGAUUAAGAAGAGGCAUGUGAAGAAACUACGGUUUGAUUAAAAGCUUGAUCAUAUAUAUAUAUAUAUAUAUAUAUGUAUGGAUGGAAUUUACCUUUUAAGUCAACAGAGAGAACCUUCACAUUCACUUCUCUAGCUUUUUGUUACUAAGAAUAUGAAUUAAACAAAUUUUGAUACUUUUAUUUUCUUUGAGCAUAUUUGAUAUUUAGACACA
This is a messenger RNA of Brassica napus (rape), 1136 nucleotides long. RefSeq names its product pre-rRNA-processing protein ESF2. Bases 151 to 924 code for a protein of 257 amino acids. The record is from RefSeq and is a predicted model, not a curated record. The transcript is spliced from 8 exons. Gene Ontology annotation, cellular component: nucleolus. Gene Ontology annotation, biological process: endonucleolytic cleavage in 5'-ETS of tricistronic rRNA transcript (SSU-rRNA, 5.8S rRNA, LSU-rRNA); endonucleolytic cleavage to generate mature 5'-end of SSU-rRNA from (SSU-rRNA, 5.8S rRNA, LSU-rRNA); small-subunit processome assembly. Gene Ontology annotation, molecular function: RNA binding. Lineage: Eukaryota; Viridiplantae; Streptophyta; Magnoliopsida; Brassicales; Brassicaceae.